AGCAACUGUCGUUGUUAAAUUGCACGGGAGCGUCGCACAGGAAAAAUAGCGAAACGCGACUCUCUCUCCCUUGCUGGCUCUCGCUUUCUCUCUCCUCGGGCGAUCCAAAAUCUGCUAGGGGACUUCGUGUCCGAUGCGAUUCUGAGCUCGGGAAUCGGUGUUCUCUUUGCAGGUAAGUUAAAAAAAUGGAGCACGAGGAGACUGGAUGUCAAGCUGCCCCUGAAGGUCCUAUUUUGUGUGUAAACAAUUGUGGGUUUUUCGGAAGCGCGGCUACUAUGAAUAUGUGUUCCAAGUGUCACAAGGAUAUUAUGCUGAAACAGGAGCAGGCGAAGCUUGCUGCAUCAUCCUUUGGAAGCAUAGUCAACGGAACAUCAAGCAUCAGUGCAAAUGAGCCUGUUGUUGCGGCUGCUACUGUGGAUGUUCAACCCCAUCCAGUGGAGCCAAAAACUCUCUCUUCGCAACCAUCAUUUUCCUUUGGUUCAGGGUCGUCUGGUGAGCCAAAGCCGGAGGGCCCAAAACGUUGCAACACUUGCAACAAGCGGGUUGGAUUAACAGGGUUCAAUUGUCGGUGUGGUCACCUCUUUUGUGCAGUACAUCGUUAUUCAGACAAACAUGACUGCCCUUAUGAUUAUCGCACUGCUGGACGCGAUGCUAUUGCGAAAGCCAACCCUGUCGUAAAAGCUGAGAAGCUCGAUAAAAUCUAAGCCUGAUGCGGUGAAGUUUCAUUUUCGAAAUUGAUGCUUGUUUUCAUCCACGAGAUGGCUUCAGAGUUUGCAGCGGUAUCUUAGCACUUGCCGUUUAAUAAUGUUAAUACCUACGGGGGUGCCAAGGCGAUCUAGGCAUCUCUGCACUCUGAAGAACUCUCUAUUUGUUGUGAUUGGGAGAACUUUAUGUGUUGCCUCGUGUCUUUUAAGUUGUACUCUGCCGGUUUGGUGGACAUGGUUGGGGUUAAUCUUCGUAAUGUGUCCACGCGCUGUUUAUAUCGCAUUUCUUUCUUCUAGUACAUGUCACUGGAUCUUGUAUUGUAAAGUAUUGAUGUGGUUUCCAUGCAUAAAUCUAUUUACCCUCCCUUUCUGGUC
Molecule: messenger RNA, 1079 nt
Organism: Pyrus x bretschneideri (Chinese white pear)
Lineage: Eukaryota; Viridiplantae; Streptophyta; Magnoliopsida; Rosales; Rosaceae
Product: zinc finger A20 and AN1 domain-containing stress-associated protein 8
Exons: 3
Coding region: 186-704 (172 amino acids)
Molecular function (GO): DNA binding; zinc ion binding
Source: RefSeq, a predicted model, not a curated record